This is a messenger RNA of Mollisia scopiformis, 877 nucleotides long. RefSeq lists its product as uncharacterized. The transcript has 2 exons. Lineage: Eukaryota; Fungi; Ascomycota; Leotiomycetes; Helotiales; Mollisiaceae. Bases 1 to 750 code for a protein of 249 amino acids. The record is from RefSeq and is a predicted model, not a curated record.
AUGGAUCCAGUUAUCGUCACAGUCGAAACCAAGGCGAAGGCCGCUCAAGAAACCUGUCGCUUUCUCAUUAUGCUCCCUCCAGAAGUGCGAGAUAUGAUCUAUCGCUACCUCCUGGUAAAAGACACACCCAUCAGAAUAACACCACUGCCUCACAUCCCAAUUUCGCGCCCGCGAACCUUCCAUUCAGCAAUCCUCCGCACAAACAAGAAGAUCUACGAGGAAGCACGCUCCAUCUUCUAUUCAGCCAACUUGUUCGUUGUAGGCAAUGGGGAUACGUAUACUCGCAAUGUUCCUAAUCUAGAGGGCCUCAAGGUCUUCAUCAAGCGAGUUCCGAAAUCUUGCCUCCCAAUGAUCAAGAACAUAGAGUUGGAAAUGCGCUUAAAGCCGCUUUAUCCGACCUUAACACUGCCUGAAUUUGGUAACGGGUAUAUCAUGUCUUCUCUGUCCGAAGACAAGUUUACCACCAUCUGUGCCAUUCUAAAGGCCUAUUUUCACGGCUUCAGUACUCUUCGGAUUAUGAGUUGUGUCCGUGGGGGUCUUUCGAUAUCAAAUGGUGUGAUUCUCACGAGCGCGCAAUCGCGUGGACAUAUGAAAAAGGGUGUAGACUUGUUGAGAGAGUGGGGUCCGGAACCUGCUGAGGAUAGCGACUGCAUCGAUUUCACGUUCUUGGAGGACCUGCGAUUGACGAAGCAGCAAGUAGAAAGCUUUCUGGACGCUAUGGCUGACAAGGAAGCUCUACAAAAAUAUUAGGAGAUCCUAAAGAAGACUUGAGAGUUGGCUCGUACGUAUCGGAAUGCCGUGGCUUGGAAGAAGACCUGACCCUGGUGUUGUACUGUAAGACUUAUAUUGGGGUUUGCUUUCCGGUAAUUGAUUGAAG